AACAGUCAAAAAGACCUAGGAAGAUCAAUCGAUAUAUAGUAGCAGCAGCAAGGGUUGUAGAGGCAAUGGAACCUUUUGGUCGAGGUGGCGGUGGCGGUGGUGGUCGCGGCCGCGGCCGUCGCUCUCAAUCUAUUUCACGGGUUGUUGUUGGCAACGAGCAAUGUGGGCGAGGUAGGGGCAGCGAAGAGAAGAAGCAAGAGCAAUGUGAGCGAGGUAGAGGAAGCGAAGAGAAGAAGCAAGAGCAAUGUGGGCGAGGUAGGGGCAGCGAAGAGAAGAAGCAAGAGCAAUGUGGGCGAGGUAGGGGCAGCGAAGAGAAGAAGCAAGAGCAAUGUGAGCGAGGUAGGGGAAGCGAAGAGAAGAAGCAAGAGCAAUGUGGGCGAGGUAGGGGCAGCGAAGAGAAGAAGCAAGAGCAAUGUGGGCGAGGUAGGGGCAGCGAAGAGAAGAAGCAACCGCAGAAUUCAUCACCUGAUUCUCGUUCCGAUUCUGAUUCUGUUGGAAUGGGAAUGGCAAAGUUAAAUAUUGGCGAUGACGUUGAUAAGCCAUCAGCAGCAGCCGCAGCAUCCGCAGCAGUAGGAGAGGGAGGGUUUGAUAUAUGUCACCGUAAGCAACCUGGAAGCGUGGUUCUGAAACCUCCAUUGCUUGCACAGAACAGAGAAAGGAGAAAAUCCCGUAGUAGUAAUAACAAUGGCAUUGGGUUAUCGUUGAGGCCUGGGAUGGUGUUUCUGAAGGGUUACCUUUCACUGAGCGAUCAGCAGAAGAUAGUGGAAAGGUGCAGGGAGUUGGGGGUGGGCGUGGGAGGAUUCUACCAGCCUGGUUACGGGGAAGGAACCAAGAUGCAUUUGAAGAUGAUGUGCCUCGGAAAGAACUGGGAUCCUCACACCUCUCAGUACGGAGAACGACGACCAUUCGACGGAGCAAAACCCCCCCACAUCCCUCCCGAGUUUCAGACAUUGGUCACUAAUGCACUUCGUGAUUCCAACGCCCUCGUUCCUCAAAAUCGCCUUCCCUCCAUCUCACCCGACAUCUGCAUUGUCAAUUUUUACUCCCAAACUGGCCGUUUGGGUCUUCAUCAAGACAAGGAUGAAAGUGAAGACUCUCUUCGCCGAGGCUUGCCCGUCGUAUCCUUCUCCAUCGGAGACUCUGCUCAAUUCCUCUAUGGAGAUCACAGGGAUCCCGACAAGGCAGAGAAACUGCAACUCGAAUCUGGGGAUGUUUUGAUCUUUGGUGGCCCCUCCAGAAAUGUAUUCCACGGAGUUAGCGCUAUUCAUCCAAACUCUGCCCCCAACCUCUUGCUGCAACAGACUAAUCUACGCCCUGGUCGAUUGAAUCUCACUUUCAGACAGUACUAAGUUAAAUUCAUAUA
Messenger RNA from Vigna umbellata (rice bean), 1363 nucleotides. Its product is annotated as DNA N(6)-methyladenine demethylase ALKBH1C-like. The record is from RefSeq and is a predicted model, not a curated record. Gene Ontology annotation, molecular function: broad specificity oxidative DNA demethylase activity; ferrous iron binding; oxidative RNA demethylase activity. Gene Ontology annotation, biological process: oxidative RNA demethylation. Gene Ontology annotation, cellular component: cytoplasm. Lineage: Eukaryota; Viridiplantae; Streptophyta; Magnoliopsida; Fabales; Fabaceae.